This is a messenger RNA of Patiria miniata (bat star), 1424 nucleotides long. RefSeq names its product E3 ubiquitin-protein ligase PPP1R11-like. Lineage: Eukaryota; Metazoa; Echinodermata; Asteroidea; Valvatida; Asterinidae. Gene Ontology annotation, cellular component: nucleus. The record is from RefSeq and is a predicted model, not a curated record. Gene Ontology annotation, molecular function: protein phosphatase 1 binding; protein serine/threonine phosphatase inhibitor activity. The coding region runs from base 138 to 491 and encodes 117 amino acids. The transcript has 3 exons.
AUGUCAAUAACAACUUCAACAUUCAAGCGACAAGCACUGAAGCAGCUCGCAGUCGAGUGCACAAAACUACAAAUAAAAACACCGCAAAACUCGACAAACUUUCUACUGAGUACUCUACUCUACAGUGCUGAACUACGAUGUCUUCAAGUUUACCUACCCCAGGAGUGACUUCAACGUUAACAGAAACGCAAAGUCAAAGAUCGCCGUCAGUAACGCUAAAGUUGAAAAAGCCCAAGUCUGAUAAGAAAGUCAACUGGAAAAAUGGUGUUGUAGAUAAUGAGCACAUGGGGAAAAAGAAAUCAAAAUGUUGCUGCAUAUAUGAGAAGCCACGUAUGUUUGGGGAGAGCUCAUCAAGCGAUGACAGUGACGAUGACGACGAUUGUAAGAUGUGCCGACACCAGAGGAAAGGCAACUACGAGAAACCACCCCCUGAAGGGGCGGAGCAAGGAGGGGCGGAGCAAGGAGGGGCAGACAGCGGCAACACUGCGUAAUUUCCAAAACCUCUUAGCCUCUUUUAAGAAAACUGUUGUAGCUUUUGUUCUGCCCUAUCCAGAUUCUGCAAAAUCCACCAAGAAUUUUUUUUAGAGGAUUUUGCUGGAUUGAUUCAGGUACAUGUAGAGCCCAGCUGCGAUUAUUGCACAUGGGACUGGAUGAUGUGGAAGUUGCACAAAUGUGGUAAUGGGUUCCUACAAAGGGUGCGUUCGGGUAGCUCACCCGGAUCGACUCGGGUAAAGGCAGACGGAUUAGCCAUGUGAGCCGGGCUAUAAAUCGAAUGCUCAAACACGGGCCAUCACGAUCCUCACGUGACGUCCGUAGCAGAGACCGCAGCCAUUAACAAAAUGCCUUUUCGGACUGCAAGUCACACUUUGAGAUUUCCUGCUUUUCCGUCCAUUGCAAAAGGUAAAAUAGUCGAGAUUUAAAUAUACGGUAGCCUCUAAAGUCGCAAUGAGCUCAAUAAAUGAUUAUGUUUAGACUCCAAAAAAGGCUGAUAUUUGGCCCCCUUGAACUUUUCCACUGUCCGGAAGCCAUAUUUGUCUGUUUCUUUGAAUGAACAACGUACACGUGUGUCAUAUUUCUGUGGUGGCUGACCUGGGUGAACUCUGAGAAUGACUUCAGAGCUAAUUGAACAGUAUGGGGCUAACCCGAUUCGACCCUGGUGAGCUAACUGAACGUAGAAAACGCAUGCAAUGUGUUGGAUUUUGUAGGUUUGAGGAAUGUUCCCAUAAAAUGUCAUGUCAGGUAUUUGUUUUGAAUAAGUUUAAGCCAGCCAGCCAAUUAGUAUAUACCUGCAUUGUUCAAAUACAUUAAUGUAGACUUAUCCAAAACACAAUGCUUUGAUGAAAUAGAUAUCUAAUUAGGACUUUUUAAAGUAGGUUUUAUUUUUGAGUAAAUACAUUGUACAGUGAAAUAUAUGCACUGUCACU